Molecule: messenger RNA, 1422 nt
Organism: Ambispora gerdemannii
Lineage: Eukaryota; Fungi; Glomeromycota; Glomeromycetes; Archaeosporales; Ambisporaceae
Source: the annotation of a GenBank genome assembly
AUGCCUCCGCAUGAAGAAAAUGUCGAAAAUGAAGUGGUGUUAGUUAGCAACGCGAACAAUUUAAAACUUUUUAACAUGACAGAUGUUCCAGAUAUAGAUUCGUCUGAAAAUAGCACCGGGCAUACAUCAAAGGGCGUUCCAAACAAUGAUAAAGAAGGGGUAAAAAAACCAGACACCUAUAAUGCGAUAUUAAUGCAUGCAAUAACGGGUGGUCUAAGAACUUAUCUCUUGGCACAUGGUGCACGUGGCGGGCUAAAUUUCUUCUUGCAGUUGACAAUGAUGUUACGAAAAAGCAAGAUAAGAAUCGGACAUGCAUUUCGAUACGGAUUUUUUGGUAAAGACGCGUUGCGUUUUGGUUUAGCUUUUGGUGGAUUUUCUUUUCUUUGGAAACUAAUCAACAAUGGGCUAAGACACGCUCGAGGAAAAGAUGAUAGGUGGAAUGGGAUGGUGGCUGGAUCAAUCGCCGGACUGUCAAUAUUGGCAGAGAAACGUGAAAGACGCAUAUCAAUUGCCCAACAAUUAUUCGUUCGUGCUAUGCAAGGAGUAUAUAAUGCUGGACGCGCUCGAGAUUAUUUUCAUUUUCCACAUGGAGAUUCUCUGUUAUUUGCUGUUUGCAGUGCACAACUGCUUUAUGCAUAUACUAUCCAACCCGAUACUAUACCGCCAGAAUUCUUGCAAUUCAUGGUAAAGACUGCGAGAGUUCCACGCGAAGUAUUAGCUCUUAACAAAAAAUAUGUUACGACAAAUAUGCCAAUAGAUGUGGAAGAAGCAUUGAAUAUACUUCGAAAAUACAAGGGGACUGAGUAUGCAUUUAAGGUUGUUUCCAAAAUGGGACAGCAUCCAACUACCAUACCCUGUGCAUUGAUACAUUCAUCUUCCGAUUCGUGCAUGUACGCAGACGUCGAAAGAUUUUAUAAAGUAUUUAAAGAUAUACUACCGAUUUACACAGCUUUAAAUACAGUUUCGAUGUUAGUCUUUAAAACGAAAGACUUUUUCCAAAAUCCACUAGAUCGAAUACAGAAAAGCGUCUUUAAUACUGUUAGAUCUAGCGCAUUUUUGUCCACUUUUGUUUCGGGUUAUCUGACUGAAAUAUGUUUUCAUCGAAAUUUGGUCAACUAUGGACUGACAGCCUGGGAUCAUAAAUACCUGUAUUGGAUAACAGGUUUCAUUACGAGUCUAUCGAUUUUCCUCGAAGAUAAAAGACGACGAACUGAUUUGGCUUUGUAUGUGCUCCCGAAAGCUGCAGAGUCUUGGUACAAGAUCAUGUAUCAACGAAAUUGGAUAUUUGAAUUGCAUAAAAAUGCUGAUGUGUAUUUCUUUUCGGCUGCAAUGGGGAUAGUAAUGGCAUUUUAUCAACAUGAACCCGAAGUGUUAAGUCCCAUCGUGAGAACGGUGUUAAGGAAAUUUGCAGGAAAAAAUUAA